Molecule: messenger RNA, 1749 nt
Organism: Menidia menidia (Atlantic silverside)
Lineage: Eukaryota; Metazoa; Chordata; Actinopteri; Atheriniformes; Atherinopsidae
Source: the annotation of a GenBank genome assembly
UGGAGGCUGAGGCAGUGAUUGGAGGGCAGGCUGGAAGUAUAAGGGGAGGGAGACGCGGACCGCAGCGUCCCAAAGAACCAGCCGGCCUCAGAUGUCACACAAACCCCGGAGUCAGCCCCGGCCAAAAGCUCGCCAUGAAUCCGGCCCGAUCCUCGGUUCGGCUGUGACCAGUGCCCCGGAGGUGACCGUCGUUUACGCGCACGAUCGCGCAAAAAGUGUCCGCAAUCCGGGAGAAACUGUGAACUUUCUGUCGCUGCGGAACUAAAAAGGCAGGCUGGUGUGUUUUUUAUUUUUUGGUUGUUGUUGUUGUUGGAGGAUUUCUUUUUUAUUUUUUUAUUUCUUAAAUCGAAGGGGAAUAAUUUGGUCCGAGUCUCUGCACCGACAUGGAGUACACGUCAUCCCCGAAACCGCAGCUGUCAUCCCGGGCAAACGCUUUCUCCAUAGCCGCCCUGAUGUCCAGCGGGAAGUCCAGCAAGGACAAGGAUCCGGAGGAGAACACCAUCAAGCCCCUCGAGCAAUUCGUGGAGAAGUCCUCCUGCAACCAGCAGUCUUUGGCUGACCUGUCCUCCCUGGACGGGCACGGGGACUUCAGCGGGAGCGCGCCCUCCGUGUGCACGGAGCCGCUCAUCCCCACCAAUCCCGGCAUCCCGAGCGAGGAGAUGGCCAAGAUCUCCUGCAGCCUGGAGACCAAAGAGCUGUGGGACAAGUUCCACGAGCUGGGCACCGAGAUGAUCAUCACGAAGUCCGGAAGGAGGAUGUUUCCAACCAUCCGGGUCUCUUUCUCCGGCGUGGACCAGGACUCUAAGUACAUCGUGUUGAUGGACAUCGUCCCCGUGGACAACAAACGGUACCGGUACGCCUACCACCGCUCCUCCUGGCUGGUGGCCGGCAAGGCCGACCCCCCUCUGCCUGCAAGAGUUGACGAGUUCUUCUUCUUCGGCAGGUUGUACGUUCACCCGGACUCGCCGUUCACCGGAGAGCAACUGAUGAAGCAAAUGGUUUCCUUCGAGAAAGUUAAGCUGACAAACAACGAGCUAGACCAACAUGGACAUAUCAUCCUCAACUCCAUGCACAAGUACCAACCACGGGUCCACAUCAUAAAGAAGAAGGACCACACCGCCUCGCUGCUCAAUCUCAAAUCUGAGGAGUUUCGCACCUUCGUCUUCAUUGAGACGGUCUUCACCGCCGUCACAGCCUAUCAGAACCAGCUGAUAACCAAACUGAAGAUCGACAGCAACCCGUUUGCCAAAGGCUUCCGGGACUCCUCGCGGCUGACGGACAUGGAGAGGGAAAGUGUUGAGAAUCUGAUCCACAAGCACUCCUACGCCCGGUCGCCCAUCCGGACCUACGCCGGAGACGAGGAGAACCUGAGCGAGGACGGACACGCCGCACACACCCGAGGAUCGGCGUUCACAGCCUCCGACAACCUCUCCCUCAGCUCCUGGGUCACCACCACCUCGGGCUUCACCGGCUUUCAGCACCCGCAGUCCCUGUCAGCCAUGGCCACCAGCCCCGCCUCCUUACCCCACCCCAUCCAGGGCUCCCUGCCCCCCUACGGCCGGCUGGGCAUGCCGCUGACCCCCACCGCCCUGGCCGGGAGCAUGCAGGGCAGCGGGCCGUCCUUCCCCUCCUUCCACAUGCCCCGCUACCACCACUACUUCCAGCAGGGGCCCUACGCGGCCAUCCAGGGACUCCGCCACUCCUCCACCGUCAUGACGCCCUUCGUAUGACUCCCCCCCUCCCCCCCCC